AUGGCCAACUACAAUGGGCGUCGCAUGCCUAACUUCUCGCAAUAUCUCGAUGACUUGAACGCAAUUCCCUCGCCGUACGACCAGGCCCAACAGCAGCAACAGCAGCAGACUACCUUCAACGAUGAGGACCUAGCUCUGUUCACCAAUACCGAGUUCUUCGAGUUCGACAAAUUCACCGACUUUGGCGGUCUGCCUUCAUUCUCGCCAGAAGACGACAAGACACACGAGGCCGUCUCAGAUCAAUCCGCGCAAAAUGCGGAUCUGAAGUUCUUGGAUUUCCUGAAUGCAGAGGGUCUCAAUGGCAUGUCCGAUUACCAGCCCGACCUGACCGGCUCCAAUGUCCAGGUGCCCAUGCACAAUGCCCACUUUUCGGCGGUUCCGUCCGCUCCUAGUGGGCCCGUGGCUGCAAACCAGGCACCCAUCCAGCCUGCGCCGAUCAACACCGCCUUGAAGGUCGCCCCGGCUCCAUCCUCUGUUUCUAUGUCGCCUUCCACUCCGGUUACCGGCACCAAGCGCAAGAACUCGGCAAACUCAACCCAGGAGAGCGCCGAGGAGGCUGGUCGUCACAUGGCUGAGGAGGAUAAGCGCCGCCGUAACACCGCCGCUAGUGCUCGCUUCCGUGUGAAGAAGAAGCAGCGUGAGGCUGCUCUUGAGCAGACCGUCAAGGAGACCACCGACAAGAACGACAUUCUUGAGGCUCGCGUGUCUCAGCUCGAGCUGGAGAACCACUGGCUCCGUGGUCUGAUCAUGGAGAAGAACGGUGCAGACGAACAGUCUGAGCAAGACAUCUCGGAUAUGUUCAAGAAGUUCUUGGCCUCACAGAAGGCUGAUGGUUCAAGUAUUUCCGACCUGAAGCGCGGUGUGGGCACUAUUGUAUAA
This is a messenger RNA of Penicillium samsonianum, 879 nucleotides long. RefSeq names its product putative bZIP transcription factor (MetR). Gene Ontology annotation, cellular component: nucleus. The record is from RefSeq and is a predicted model, not a curated record. NCBI's taxonomy places the organism in Eukaryota, Fungi, Ascomycota, Eurotiomycetes, Eurotiales, Aspergillaceae. The transcript has 2 exons. Gene Ontology annotation, molecular function: RNA polymerase II transcription regulatory region sequence-specific DNA binding; DNA-binding transcription activator activity, RNA polymerase II-specific. Gene Ontology annotation, biological process: regulation of transcription by RNA polymerase II. Bases 1 to 879 code for a protein of 292 amino acids.